GCCAUAUCGUAGAUUUGCUCACUUCAUGAAAUGCUCGAGACUUAAUUUGACCAGAUCAUUAAAUCGUCAACAUUUAACGAUUUGGUCAUCCACAUUUGGCCGGAUCGUAUAAUUGAAAUGCGACCAUUUCAUGAAAUUCUCGAGCAUUUCAUGAAGUAAUCAAAUCUACGAUAUGGCCACGACAUAUACAUAUUUAAGGAAUUGCAGCAAAAUGCUCAUUUUAAAAAUCUGAAUUAUCUUUCACAUUAGUAUUUGUUGAUCCUUCUAUGAGGAAUAUUAAGUAAUGAUCCCAAAUCGUGUCGGAUUGAUAACAUCCGAGUCGAGACAUUCGUUACCAGCCACCGGGACGGACCGCACGCCGGCAGGGCAGCUCCUUAUCACCUCCAGUUCACGUCGAAUUAGGUUUAGAAAAUGGUUGUAUGUGGAAUUGUGCGAGCGGCGGCAAGGGUCGGCAGAUCAGCCAUGGUGUCACAAUGCUGCCAAAGAGCCGCCUACGCAACCGAUGCCAAAGGACGAUUUUAUACAAAAAAACACGAGUGGGUUUCAGUUACCGACAACGUGGGCACCGUCGGUAUCUCCAGUUACGCACAGGACGCACUGGGAGAAGUCGUGUUCGCCCAGCUACCUGACGUGGGCAAGCAAGUAGCAGCGGGCGACGAGUGCGGAGCCCUGGAGAGCGUCAAAGCAGCCAGCGAGGUUUACACACCGGUUUCUGGCACAGUAACAGAAAAGAACGAUAAAGUGGAAUCAACGCCAUCAUUAAUAAACAAGUCGUGUUACGAAGAGGGCUGGCUAUUCAGGGUGCAGAUAAGCAAGCCUGAGGAGUUGCAGCGACUGAUGGAUCAAGCCGCCUACGACCAGUACCUCAAGGACUCGCACUGACCAAAGCCUACCUUCCUAUCUAUAAGUUAAUUUAAUACUACACCCGUUUCACUAUGCCAUGCUAGUCUGGAAAAAGUUAAGCUUAAGUAACUCCUUCCGCCUUCUUACAAAACGUAGGCAGAAGUUUAACCUGGUCUAAAAUUGAUGCUGUCACUUGUGUUUGCUAAAAAGAAGACAGAGAUAAGUAAGGUUUCAACCAAGACUAACUUUUCUCAGCGUUUUGGAAUAAGGUGGAUUAAGUUUGUUAGGUAUACCGAGUUUUUUACUGUUCGUAAAACUUUAAUAAACAUAUUUUGAAGUCUUGAUAUGUUUCAUAAAUAUAAUUAUAUAUAUAAGUUCCCAAGAAACUGUCUUUGGAAUAAGGAAAGUUUAACAGAUUAUUCAUUGCGUUUUAUGGUUUUUAUUUUUUUUUUUUGUUUUGUGCCAAUUUAUUCUAGGAGUGUGACGCUUUUUUAAAGCGAGACCUUUUCGAUACAUAGCUUGAUCGAUUUAAUAAUAAUUUUGGAAAAAAAUCGGUAAACUUUGGAAAAGCUAGUUUCUUUUGUCAUGCCUCAUUCCCAGAGACAGAAUGCCUGGAAUCUGUAAAUCUCUUAAUUUCGUUAAUACCUCUUAAUUGCUGUAAUUUUCAGUAUCUAGUUGGAUCUGCAAACAUCGUCAACAAGUUCCUAAAUUAUUAUAUUUUAAAUUACUGAAUUUUUGAAAUAAAGACGAAUUUGUCACUGAACGAGUUAUCAUUUAUUCAACAUAUACAUUUUAUAAAGACUCAAUAUUUUCGAAACGUGGAUGCCAUUAACGUCACAGCUAAGUUCAACAGUUAAUAAAUACUUAUAAAUAUUAAGUUGUACAAAGCAUAUCAGGUAUAGCAUAUGCGCAAACUUAAAUUGUGUAGGACAUGUAUGUCCUACCUUAAACUACAAGACAAGAUAAAUAAUGAAGUAGUUUAGGGUGCACUGAACACAUUUAUCAUUUUCUACGUCAAUUUCUUUAUAAGUAUUGUCAACCUCUCGGCCAUUUUUAUCUCCAUCUGUCACGUGAUCCUGAUUUAUUUAGGACUCACUGAAAAGAAUUCAUUUAAGCAUUUCUUAAUAUUUUUUAUAAUUUUCUCCAAAUUGCUGGCCUAACGAUUUCUCCAUCUGCCGUUUAUUUCAUUUUAUUUCAGCGCUGCAGCGCCGGAGAUAAUUUCGAUCAGUUCCCUCGUAAUUACGGCCUGUCUGGUGCGGUUAAAUAGCAAGGUUAGCUUGCGAAUCAUCUCGGCAGCGUUUUUGGUGGCGUUGUCCAUGGCGGCCAUUCGCGCUGACUGUUCCGAGGCGGCGCUUUCCUUCAUGGCGUAGUAGAGGAGCGCUGCCACAGUCCAUUCCGCGUAACACUCCAGUUGAUCGUCUUCCACGUCGUCGAAAGCAUUCAUAUUGGGGGCGGACUGUUGGGGAGAAUGAGCCACGUUCAUAUUGACUAGUAAUCCGACGGGUGAUUAACAAUUUUCUAUCUGAUACGCAUUGCACCCACGCGUCAUCCAGCGGAAGAUAUAGAUACCCAUCCAUACAAGUAGUACAGAAUUCAUCUGCUUCUAAAGUAAUGACGAGAACCAAUCUAAGUAAUUAGUCUCUCUCGCAAUUCUUUUACCGUAUGUGGGUAUGUCUAGCGGAGCAAUGGAGUAGCAUAAAGACUAUCCUACAACUUAAACACUAGUGCUAGACUUUAGUUUUUGUUUUAAUAAAUAGCGUCAUUCACAAAUAAAUCAAGUGGCUUUCUAUUGGUAAUGCUGGGGCCACGCUACUAACGGAAAAUGCCAUUUAUUAUAGCUAUGAUGAACAUUUAAGGAACAAUACGUACAGAAGCUCACACAGCUCUGAGUUAUUUACAGGCUUGCGAGGCGCAAGCGCAGCCUAGUUCCGUCUGCACUCAGAUCGCGUGAACAGUGCGUUAAACGUCCAUGACCGCGAUAAUUAAUGGCAUUUCCCGAUUAAUUUCAAAAAUCGGUUCCGUAGAUCCAUAGAUUACCCCCUACCACACCCUCGCAAACUCUACCUCUUUAUCUAUAAUAUAAAAAUGAAUCGCUGAAUGUGUUGCUAAGUGCAAAUCUCGAGAACAGCUGAACCGAUUUCGAUAAUUCUUUUAUAGAAUAUUCCUUGAAGUACGAGGAUGGUUCUUAUGCAGAGAAAUUUUUUAAAAAAUGCCUGAAAUGUCCUAAAACAACACUUUUCUAUAUUUCCAUAAAAAACGAUUCGUAAAAAUACUUGAAAGUCAAUUUGAACUUUAAAACUAUACCAUAAAUUUCAAAUGUUAGUGGAGAGGUUCCGGGAAGGCAAAACAAUUGAGUGAUGUGAUGUCAAUAGAAAUUUAGAAAAGGCAAAUAUACCAUUUUCGGUUUUAUUUAUAAUUAUAUGAAGAGUCAUUUUAGUCUACACUACAGCUCAACACCGAAGCGAAGCGAGGGCGGGCCACUAGUAGUAUUAUAUAAGUACCUAAAAAUGUUAUGUGUAUAAUACAGUUUGUCUAUAAAGUCGUGACAUUAAAUGAUGGCGCCACUAGUAUGCAUGUAGCAACCCUGUACGUCGGACCAAAAUGAUUUUGAUACUAGCAGUUCAUUCAAGUAAAAUAGGUAAUUAAUAAGACACACUAUACAGUCGUAUUUUGUUUCUGUUUUAUAUAUAUUAGGUACCUAUGCUUAUAAAAAUCAGAAUCAGAAUAAAAUUAUUAUAGAUAAAAUAGUACUUUAUAGUGUAAAAGUGUGUAAUGUUGGUGAUUACCGCUGAGGUGCCAUUGAGACCAGAGCCGUUAGCCGUUAGUUAGCCGUUAUUGAUGAUUAAUCAAUACACACAAGUAUCAUCAUGCGACGUUUUUUAACACACUUGUUAAGAAAAUAAUACUAAAAAUCAUUUUUUAGUAUAUAAAAAGUUUAUUUAGAGAAAUAAUUUGUAAAUGUGCAGUUAGUAAAAUUAGUGAUAGGUAUCUUAAGUAAAAGCAUUUGGCCAUGGUUCUUUAUGUGACCAUUUCUUUCUUUGGUCGGCCUUGCCUGUUUUCCCAGGAGUUUCAAACUUUCCAUCAUUCUUAAAACCUUCGUUGACUAUCCGACUCUCUGAUUUUCUUGAAAAAAAGUAAAAAAAUAUGUAACGGAAUAGAAACAAUAACUUAUUGACAUGAAGCAAUUAAUUCAAAAUUGGUAGAAAACCUGACCGAGUUGAACCAUAAUAAGGUAUCAAAAGAAUUGGUCGUACUACAAUAUUACCUAUUUACAAUGUCAAUCUAACCUAAAAAUGUGCAAUGUAAACAAUGCCUUUUUUUGGUCUCAAAAUCGUAUAUUGAGUAAAUUUGUUACUUCAGGCAGAUUACAAACAAAUAGUUGCACGAUUUCAUACCCGUCUUAAAUGCUGUUCGCCCAUAAACAUCGUCCAAAUCCCACAAAAUUCGUUCAGCUUUUAAACUUUAAAAAACACUUCCCGCGUGCCACUCCUAUUUACUUUACUCAUUUUUAUACCUUUCUGCGUAGUUUCGUCUUAAUUUAUUACAGUUUAAUCCAAACAAUAAAAAAUACAAAAGGAAAACUGUUCCACAGCUGAAACUCGAUGACAGCUGAUGUACAUAAGUUUAGUGUUGCCAGACACAUGAAUAAUGUUAGUUCCUCAAACAUUAAUGUCACGACUUUAUAGAUAAACUGUACAUUAAGACUUAAGUAGAUCUUUACAUACCUCCAUCCUGACCUUGUCGAAUACGGGUAUGGUGGUUAGUUCGUACUUGACGGGCGUGAAGUACUUGUUGUAGUAGAUCUCACCGAAUUCGUAAAUGUAGCCAGACUCGGCGAUGGCAGCGGCGAUCAUUGACGCGUCAGCGAACACUGGUGCUAUGCGACCGAUCUGUGAGACAGUAGAAAGUGAACGAGAAUGAGUCAUAACCCACCAUCUUUCUAUGCAGUCCCAGCGAGGAUUCCUUUAAUUAGCUCGGUAUGAUUUUGGGAAAAUGUCUUUUAAAGUUCGACGGCAUACUAAGUUCAAACUUUUUAAGCCAUAUUCUCAAAAUCAUGUCGAAGCUCUUAAUGCAUUCUUCACUAGGACGGCAGUAGGGAAAGCCUGUGUCCUAGCAGUGGAAAAGUUAAUGGGUUGGCGAUGAUGAUGACAGGUAUAAGUAACAUAAGCUUUGUUGACACUGAUGAUUUCAAUGGAGCUAGUGGCUAUCGCAAACGGUCUGCGAUUGUUGAAGUUAUUUAUUCACAAUGGCUGGUCAUAACUUACAUGGGUUACCGAAAUGUUUUUAUCUCAGUUCUUUUAAGAUUAAAGAAAAAUCUUAAGAAAAUUGAACUAGAAAAAAAAACACGCGGACCAGUCAGCAGACGGGACUCGAACCCGCACCCUUCUCGGGCGAAUGCACUGACUAUUUAUUAUACUACCGCGACUCUGAUGGCCGUAUCAAAUUUUCUCUAGCCUUUCUUGAGCUGCAAGGCAGCGCCAUCUCUUCGCAUUGUAGGUAACCCAUGUCAAAUGAAUACUUUUACAAGUAUUAAACAUUGGAAAGAAUGAAAUCUUUUGAGAUUGUCAAGCGUUCAAAUCGUCAGCACCUGACAAUUUCAGACAGGCUGUACGUAAGCUGGUAAUAAUUGCACGUUUUAUGUCCGGUAAGUCCAGCUCAGCAGUGCCGAUAUUCAUAAACUUAUGAUGAUUUUAUGGAGCUACUAUAGUUUUGAUUGAAUUUAAAAUUAUAUUGGUUUUAAAUGUAAUUGUACGUUGAGAUGUUAUUUAAUUUGUUUUUAUGUAUCAUAAUUAUUACUAUUUAUUAUUAUUUUGUCAUUGGCAUAAUUGUCGUGGUUGAAAUAAAUGAUUUAUUAUUAUUAUUGAAGCACCACGUUCCGUAAAGUCGAGGUCCGGCCGAUCUAUUCGUGUGCCGGGCCGUUACACUGAAAUAAUCUAUGGAAACGUCUUUGAUUGACAGAUGUCUUAAAUAUAAUAAUAUUUUUGCCGCUAAAAAUGAUUGAUAGAGAAUAUGUUGAUUUUGUUAAGUAAAAGCUGUUUGUUUGUGAAUUAUAAAACAUUAAAGUGAUUAAGAAGAAUAGCGUGUUUAUUGCGUCGUCAACGACUUUACGACAUUCACGUUAUAUUAUUAUAAUUAUCGUAUGAUAUGAACUAAUAAUUAACGAAUUCCAGAUUGCUUCAAACAGUAAUUCAGUCCUAAAAAAUUGAUUAGCUAAGUAAAAAUUAAUGAUGUUUCGGCUACUCAAAAGACAAAUGCUUGUCACAGGUUUUGAAGCAAGAUUUGCGCACCAAAGGCACGUUGUCUUAAUAAUAGGGUAUUUUAGCUAAAACUUAAUAUUUAACGCUAUAUUAAACAAAGUGUCCUGAACUCUUUAAUCUAUGAGAAUUGCUUAACAGUAACAUACCACAAAAAUCAUGAGUAAUAUUAUAGUGUUACGUGUCGGGAUGGGGUUCGAAAUUAUAUGCCAGUUCACGCUUGACAGUUCUUUAUUCACCACACAGUUCACACAAUUAACGCACAAUGUUAAUUACAAAACACUCACUAAAUACUGUAUUUCACUAUACAAGUCUCUAACCAAACUCACUCGAACACUUUUGUUGCACUUUGAUCGCCUUUGGAUUCGCUCCGAAAUCGCUGUUGAAACUCAACUGUCUCUGCGCGGCGUCAAUCGCGCUUAUAUACGCCGAUCGACGCAUUCUAGAAAGUACCUGUUAAAUUGAGAAUUACCUAGCACCCGCGAGUACGAAAUACCUACUUAUACCUACGCAGGUAACACGCAUAACUUGUAAACAAGUGCAGAUGUCGUUGCACUUUCUCCCUUACGUCGCACUGCAUUAGGCUCAUUUCAGAAUGAGCCCCAUUACUCGACCUCUAUCGCGACCCGCGGUGAUCUGGCAUAUUCGAUCUCUGGCACUUUCGCGGUUAUGUUUCGAGAGCGUUUGUGACAAUAGAAUAAGACAAGCACCUAUCAUUAUCUUGAAAGCAAAAAACACUAAUUGGCACAUUGCUACUAAAGUCUCGUGGUGCUUACAAAUAUUACAGCUAUUAACAAUUAUAUUACAAUAUAAUAUAAUUGUUAAUAGCUGGUGUAAUAUAAUUGUACACGCGCACAGCUAUCAACAAUUAUAUUACACUAGCUGUGCGCGUGUACAAUUAUAUUACACCCGCGGUUUAUUAGGGAUAUUUUCCCGCAGUAAAAUGUAGCCUAUGUGUUAAUCCAGGGUGUAAGCUAACUCCAUACCAAAUUUAUUUAAAAUCGCUCCAGCCGUUUAGACGUGAAGAAGUAACAAACAUACACCCUGACAAACUUUCGUGUUUAUAAUAUAAGUGUGAUUUUCCAUCGCUUGUUAGGGCAGUUGCUCUUCGCUAAGAAAAUCACUAAGGGUUUCUCACUCUAUUAAAGACAGUUACCGUUACUUCUUCAUCAUCAUCAGCCUAUUAGUGUCUCCACUGCUGGGGCACAGGCCUUCCCUAUGGAUUGAAUAGGGAGAUUGGGCCAUGACCCACCACACGGGCCCAGUGCGGAUUGGUGAGUGCUAACGACUGCAGAUGCAGCCGGGACCAACGGCUUAAAGUGCCUUCCGAAGCGCGGAGGAGCUCGAGAUAGUAAUUUUAGGUCACCCAUCCAAUGACCGACCACUGCGCAUGUUGUUUAAGUUCAACGAUCGCAGCCGAACGCGCUAACCACUUGCGCCAUUGAUUGAGCUCCUCGAAUCCUACUAUUUAUUAUCAAUUUUUUUGAAAGUUUUCAGCUGAUCAAUUAUAUGCGUUUUCUUGGCAUUUCCCAAUUAUUGAUGCUCGAUUCCCAAAAUUUCUUGAAAAGGGAGUAGGUACAGUAAAAGGAAUGCUUACAUCUUUAACGCUGACGAGCAUGUUUGGCGCAAAUAUGCGUCGCAGCAUGGCGCGUGACUUGUCACCGAUGCAGACCACCUUGCUAGAAGGUCCCUCCGCCUUGCGAGCAGUCAGGUCCCGCCUAAUACGCCGGGCCACGCCGCUGUGUACACCUCCGCAAAGACCUGAACGAAUCCCAAUUUUUCAUUGUAACCAUUUUUUUUAUUGAAGUUAUACUUCUUUAGGCGCGUUAUGAAAAAAUGAUGAGAGUGAAAUUUGAACAUGCGCGCGCAUUACUAUAACACAAAAAUUAACAGCAUGAAGUUGGUCCACCAGGUUGACCAACUUCAUGCUGUUACUUUUGUGUUUACCGCACAUUAAGAAAAUCUACCAACAAAAUAGAAAUAGAAUCUCUAUUUAGUGGGUGCUAACGACUGCAUUGUGAAGGCCUAUCAAAAGUAUUUAUUAAUCUGGAACAACGGAACCAAAGCGCGAUUCAGGAGACUACAGCGCCAUCUCUUGACCAUUGGUGUAGUAGAACCAAAAACCACAUCUUUAUUUUUU
Chilo suppressalis (striped riceborer) is the source of this 8238-nucleotide messenger RNA. The record is from the annotation of a GenBank genome assembly. NCBI's taxonomy places the organism in Eukaryota, Metazoa, Arthropoda, Insecta, Lepidoptera, Crambidae.